CUCAGGGGAGCUUUGAGGUGUGGGUGCCCUUGCUGAGUGGGGCCUGGGGUCCACGACGGAGCUGAAGCUUCAGAAAUGUCUUGGAGAACUGGCAAACCUAGAAUUCAGAGAUGGUCCAAGGCUGUCGGCCUGAGUCCCCCCCAUCCUGUCCCCAGGGCUGGCUGAUUGUGCCUUCCAAGCUCCUUUCAGUCCCAGGCCAUCUGCCAUCCCCCACCCCCCACUUUCUUCGCCACCUCCAGGCUCCUCCCUGACAGCCCCUCUUCCUGCUACAAGCCACUUACGUGUUGUCUCCAGAAUCUCCGCUCUUCUGCUGCCCCAGAGGGUCCUCAUACCUCUUGACCCACCCCAUAAGGCUCUUCCCUUCCAGCCUCACUCAUUCCUCCAGGGUUUAUUGAGCAGCUGUCCUCUGGCAGGCACCGAGGACCCUGGCCCCAGCAUGUGCUGCUCCUCCCAGCUGAUUUCUCAGCCUCGGUUUCUCUCUCUCCUUCUACCUGACACCGGGGGAGAUACUUAGGAGAUGAGAAUCUGUCUUUCUUGUGCUCCAGACCUGCCUGGGAUCAACACACUUCCUGUGUCUUUGCUCUGCCCACCUUCCACCCACACCUUUGCUCGUUUUCCUUCACUCAUGGCCUGGGCCUCCUGCCUCGUGCAGCUCCUGACGUUUCCCUCCAGGUCUCAGCCGAAGGAGGAGCUCGGCUCACACCCUCAACCAGGCCUCCAGCCGCAGCCACGCGCUACUCACACUCCACAUCAGCCGCCCCAGGUCCCCAGAAGGCCCUGAUGCCCCAGCCCCAGCAGAUGCCUUCUGAGGACCCUGGGGAGUCCCCUGCUGGUGGGAAGCUGUGCUUUGUGGACCUGGCUGGCAGUGAGAAGGUGGCAGCCACAGGAUCCCGUGGGGAGCUGAUGCUUGAGGCCAACAGCAUCAACCGCAGCCUGCUGGCCCUGGGUCACUGCAUCUCGCUGCUGUUGGAUCCACAGCGGAAGCAGAACCACAUCCCUUUUCGGGACAGCAAACUCACCAAGUUGCUGGCAGACUCACUGGGGGGCCGUGGGGUCACCCUCAUGGUACCUGAGGGGCACUGCAGGGUGGGCAUGGUCCCUAGAAAGGGAAUCCUGAGAGCAACACUCCCCAGGAGUGGAUGUCCUCCCCAGGUGGCCUGUGUGUCUCCCUCUGCCCGGUGCCUUCCCGAGACUCUCAGCACCCUACGAUACGCAAGCCGAGCUCAGCGGGUAACCACGCGGCCACAGGCCCCCAAGUCCCCUGUGGCAAAGCAACCCCCACGUCUGGAGACCGAAAUGCUGCGGCUGCAGGAGGAGAAGCGCCGCCUGCGGUUCCAGCUGGACCAAAUGGACCCCAAGGCCCCAGGGCUCCAUGGGGCGCGGGGGACCUGGGCCCAGCGGAACCUCUAUGGGAUGCUGCAGGAGUUCAUGCUGGAGAAUGAGAGGCUCAGGAAGGAAAUGAAUCAGUUGCAGAGGAGCCGGGACCUGGCCUGGGGGGAGCAGCAGGUCCUGGCCCAGCAGGUCCAGGAACUGGAGAGGCACCUCCUCUCUGCCUGCUUUGUUUGGCCUGGCCCCGCUUCUGCCCCGCUGUGUCCCUACUUGACACCAGCUGCCCCCUGCCAUGCACCGCCAUCCCUCUGCCCAUGCUGCCAUCUCUGCCCCUUGUGCCGAGCACCCCUGGCCCACUGGGCAUGCCCACAGCGGGAAGGCCACCUGCCACAGGUACUGGACCCCAAGGCCCCAGGUGACAUGCCUCUGCCUGCCCGGCCCCCACCCUGGGCACCUCUAUGCAGCCCUGGCUCUGCCAAGUGCCCGAGAGAAAGGUGGGCCCAGCCCUGGGGCACUGGGUCAAGGAGCAGAGGGCCUGGGGACACAAAGGUUCACCUGCUACCCCCACUCACCUGGCCCAGGAGCCACGGCAGCUGGGUGCAGACCCCAGUGCUAGCAGAGGUGCUGACUGGGAAAGAGGUGGCCCCCUCGGCUCCUCCCCUGCCUGUGGAGCCCCCAAACACGCCACCUGUGCUGAGAGGUGCCACCAGGGUUGCAAACCUGGCCCAGAGGCUGGAGGCCCUCAGACACCAGAUCAGCAGCUCCCUGCAACGUGGCCAGAGCCGGCCGCAAGCCAGUGAGGGCCCUCGGAACCCAGACCACUGAAGUCACUACGGGGUCUGAGGCUGCAUGUGCACUGGGAUGGCUAGGUGCUCUGGCUUCAGUCUCCCCACGUCGGAAUAAGCUGGCCACCACUG
This is a messenger RNA of Fukomys damarensis (Damara mole-rat), 2246 nucleotides long. RefSeq names its product kinesin family member 12 (gene Kif12). The transcript is spliced from 10 exons. NCBI's taxonomy places the organism in Eukaryota, Metazoa, Chordata, Mammalia, Rodentia, Bathyergidae. Gene Ontology annotation, molecular function: microtubule binding; microtubule motor activity; ATP binding. The record is from RefSeq and is a predicted model, not a curated record. The coding region runs from base 781 to 2154 and encodes 457 amino acids. Gene Ontology annotation, biological process: microtubule-based movement.